AUGAAAUAUGGUUUUGUGGGUCAUCUGACAUUCCAAUGUAGAAACUUUUUGAGCAUCAAGGAGGAUAAAGAUAAGGACCCCAUAGCUAUUCAGGCUGCUGUUAAUGCUGGUUUAGAGAAGCUAAAAGGAAAUGGAAAGAUAACAAAUGAGAGUUCAGAUGAGAGUGACGAAGAGGAGAGUGAGAGUUCAGACUCAGAUUAUGAUUCAGAGAUCGAGCAGGCGGUUGCUCAGAGGUAUGUGAAGAGGCUGAGUAGUAAAUCAAAGUCACUGAGAGAAAAGAAACAUGAUGAUUCUGAUGAAGAUGAGUUGGAUUAUGAGAAAAGAAAAAGGGGUAGGUCGAGAAGUACAACUGAUAGUGACGAUGAAAGAAGUGUGAGGAAAAGGAAGAAAGAGAAAAAGAGAAGAAAGAAUGACGAGUCAUCUGAUGAGAACUGGGAACGACACUCACAUCGGAGGAAGAGUAGGAAGGAGAAGAGGAGGAGUCAUAGACAUUCAGAUGAUUCAGAUAGCUCUGAAGACUCGGUGAGAAUGCAUAAAAGGAAGAGUAAGAGCAAGAGAAGGUCUGAUUCUGAUUCAGAUGCCAGCGUGGAUUCGCAGGUUGGCAGGGAUAAAAGAGCAUCUGAGAGGAGGAACAGGAAAUAG
Molecule: messenger RNA, 642 nt
Organism: Erigeron canadensis
Lineage: Eukaryota; Viridiplantae; Streptophyta; Magnoliopsida; Asterales; Asteraceae
Product: CAX-interacting protein 4-like
Exons: 1
Coding region: 1-642 (213 amino acids)
Source: RefSeq, a predicted model, not a curated record